Messenger RNA from Zeugodacus cucurbitae (melon fly), 4979 nucleotides. RefSeq names its product structural maintenance of chromosomes protein 4 (gene glu). The transcript is spliced from 10 exons. Gene Ontology annotation, molecular function: ATP binding; ATP hydrolysis activity; protein binding. The record is from RefSeq and is a predicted model, not a curated record. Bases 294 to 4547 code for a protein of 1417 amino acids. Gene Ontology annotation, cellular component: chromosome. Gene Ontology annotation, biological process: mitotic chromosome condensation. Lineage: Eukaryota; Metazoa; Arthropoda; Insecta; Diptera; Tephritidae.
UUUAUAUUAAAUCUACAGCAAUUAAAAAAAAUAUUUGAUAAUUACCAAUCAAUUAAACAUUAAGUUUGCAAUUUUUAAAGCGAAAAAUUGUUUAAAUAAUGGUAUCUGUGUUUAACGUCACACAUGGCAAUACGACUCUGUAUUCAGCACAUUUCAAGUGAAAAGCGUUACGACGCUUACGAGAAUUAGACAAGCAUAAUCAUUUGUUUUCAUUUCAUAUCAAGCGCUAAUUAAGGAAAUAUUUUUUGAAUAAAUUAGUAUUUAGGAAUAGAUUACUCGGCGCGAAAGCAGUAAUGUCAUCAGCCAAACGGAAGUCCGUGUUGGAAAAACAUAAACAAACAACCCCAGAGAAGAGGCGUAGGAGUGGUCUAGUUGAUAAUAUUGGAACAGAAACAGCUUCUGAAACCGUUGUGCAAAGCAAUGAAGGCGAGACGGCUGAUCAUCAUACAUUGGAUGAUGCAAAUAUAUGGGAUGAUGAGGAAGGUGGAACCCGAAUUGGUGAUAUUUAUAUACCGCCACCGAUACCACCACAUUGUUCAACAGAGAGUAAGGGACCACGCUUGAUCAUUAAAAAAAUUGAAAACAAGAAUUUUAAAAGCUACGCGGGUACCGUAGUUCUCGGUCCAUUCCAUCAUUGUUUUACGGCAAUCAUCGGGCCAAAUGGCAGUGGAAAAAGUAAUGUUAUAGAUUCUAUGUUGUUUGUGUUUGGAUAUCGAGCGAAUAAAAUUCGUUGUAAGAAGAUUUCGACUUUACUGCAUAACUCUGCUAGAUAUCCACACAUGUCUAUGUGCUCUGUUGCUGUACAUUUCCGUCAAAUAUUAGAUAAAGAAGAUGGAGAGUGUGAGGAAAUACCUGAUAGCGAUAUUGUAGUGGAACGCACAGCAUUUCGGGAUAAUUCAUCUUAUUAUACCAUUAAUGGGCGACGAGUACAGUUUAAGGAAGUGGCGAAGUUGUUAAAGAAACAUCACGUCGACUUGGAUCACAAUAGGUUUCUUAUAUUACAGGGAGAGGUUGAAUCGAUUGCAAUGAUGAAGCCAAAGGGGCAAACAGAAAAUGAAUGUGGUAUGCUGGAGUACAUGGAAGAUAUCGUCGGAACAACACGUUAUAAAGAACCCCUUGUCAAAAUAAAUGACCGGGUUGAGCAGCUUACUGAAGAGCGAACAGAGAAACAUAAUCGCUGUAAACUUGCUGAGCGUGAAAUGAAAGAUUUGGAACAACCAUAUAAUGAAGCAGUAGACUAUCUGCGACUCGAAAAUGAAAAUACACGCAUUAAAAACCUACGCAUUCAAAAAUAUCUCAGUGAAAAAAACAAAAAACUUGAGGAGUAUAAAAUAGAACACGAAGCAAUUAGUACAGAGCUAAAAGGUCAUAUCGAAAUAUUUGAGAAGAUAAAAAAAGAAAGGGAAGAGAAGGAGAAACUGGUGCGAGAAGAAAUGUCACAAUUCGACGCACUGCGCAAGAAAAAAGAAGAAAUAGAAAAACAAUGGGAAAAUGCUCAUAAGAACUUUACUGAAAUACAACAGACGAUGGACAUGACUAACAAAAGGCGCAAGCAAAAUAAAACACAAAUGGAAAAACUUAAGGAUGACAUAAUUGAUCUAAGAAAAAUCCCCGACAAGAAUGAGAAAGAAAUAGGUGAAUGUCAGAAAAAAGCUGAGAAACUUACAGAUAACAAAGCUGAAUUGGAAGAAGAGCUCCAAAAAAACUAUAUUUCGCUGGAAGAGAUAACUAAACCGCUUAUUGAAAAGCGUGAACAGCUCGAAACCGAAUUAGUGGAACUGAAAAGGAAUGUCGAUGAGGAUAAAGCCGCUUUGGCACUUUCUGAAUCUGAACUAAAAAUUCUUAAGCACGAUGAAACGACGGAAACCCGAAAAUAUGAAACUAUGAAAACGUCAUAUGAGGAAUCUAAUAGUAGUUUAAAGGAAAAAAUAACGACCGUUGAGGAACUCCAAUGUCGCUUACCCGAAAUACAAAGUGAAAUUUUAGAGAAAACACAAUAUAUGCAAAAAUUGCAGAUAGAAGAGCAACAAAUGCGCGAAAAGUUAAUGAUACUUAAAGCUGAGAUAAAUGAAAAAACCGUGAACUUGCAAACAUCGCGAUCCAACAAUAAGGUCUUGGACUUUUUAAUGAGGCAAAAGAAUGAAGGCAAAAUUCCAGGAAUUUUGGGAAGAUUGGGUGAUUUGGGUGCCAUUGACUCAAAAUUUGAUGUAGCGAUUUCAACAGCUUGCGGACGGUUGGACGACAUCAUAGUAGAUACGGUCAAUACUGCACAAGAAUGUAUUGAGAACUUAAAGCGAUAUGACAUUGGUCGCGCUACAUUCAUUGCGCUGGAAAAAGUAAAUUAUUUAGAAAAGCAAUCAGGACGAAUUCAAACCCCCGAAAAUGCUCCACGCCUUUACGAUUUAGUAUGCGUUGAGGAUGAACGAGUGCUUCCCGCAUUUUAUUUCGCACUCCGUAAUACGCUAGUAGCCAAUGAUCUGGAACAAGGUUCACGCAUUGCUUAUGGUGCGCGAAGAUAUCGAGUUGUAACACUGAAUGGAGACCUUAUCGAGACGUCCGGUACAAUGUCAGGAGGUGGUCGCACACAAAUACGUGGCAAAAUGGGCACCAAAGUACAAACAAAAACAAAACAGUCAGCCGAUUCAUCAAUGAUAUCCCAGAAGGCAUUGGAAGAUAUGCAAAUUAAAGCCGAAGAACUGCAAUCGCAAAUAAAUUACAAUCAGGAGGAACAAGGUCGUUUAGAACGAGAAGUGCAACAACUCAAUCUGAGUAAACAGAGGAAUGAAUCGCAAAAACAAAAGCUGGGUAUCACCAUUAAGAGUUUGAAAGAACAAUUGCCACGUAUUUUCAAACAAUUGGAGGCACAAAAGAAACGUAUGGAACAAACUACUACCGAUGCAGCUAAAGUUAAAAAUAUCGAGGCUGAGAUUGCAAACAAACAAAAAAAGUUGAGUUGCUCUGAAGAUGAGGCAGACAAAGUGUCCAAAAAAAUUGCUGAAGUAAAGAAAGAUAUUGACAGUAUACAUGGCGAUAAAGUUAAAACUGUACAAACGAAAAUCAACAGUUUGGGUACCCAAAUUAAGAAGCUAAAUAAUAAUAUAUCUAAGUUAAAAGUUGAAGUGACUACUUCUGAGCGCAAUGUUUCUAAAAUGGAAAAACAAAUUGAACAAUUAAACGAAGAUAUAUUGAAAGCACAAGAUGAACUGGUUGCGAUGAGUAUGAAGAGACAACAAUAUGACGAUGAAACUGCGCAACUUGUAAAGGAAAUCGAAGAUGCACAGAAGGCCAUUGAAAGUGCAAAGAGUGAAUCUUCGGGAGUUCAAAAAGAAAUUGCUGCCUUGCAAAAACGCGAAGGGGAGUGGUCACUAAAACGUGUGGAAAUUGAUCAGAAACUACAAACUGUUACUGCCAAAAUAUCUGAUGUCAAAUCUCAAAUUCCACACUGGCGAGAUCAGUUAAAACCUCUCCGUUUGCAUGUUAUUCCUGGCGACCAAGAACCACAAGUACCUCUUAAAACUUACACAGAAGAAGAACUUGCCACUCAUACCCUGCAAGAUAUCCAAUACAAAGAGAGUGUUCAGGAGGAAUUGUUAAAGAAAAAGCCAAACCUCUCCUGUAUCGACGAAUACAUUGAAAAGCGAAAUGUGUAUUUGGAGCGUGUAAAAGUGCUGGAAGAUAUUACAUCAAAACGUAAUGAAAUGCGACAGCUUUACGAUGAUUUGCGAAAGAAACGAUAUAAUGAAUUUAUGCUGGGUUUUAAAAUAAUUACGCGUAAGUUGAAGGAAAUGUACCAGAUGAUUACACAAGGUGGUGAUGCUGAAUUGGAACUUGUCGACUCAAUGGACCCUUUCACCGAAGGUGUCAGCUUUAGCGUGCGCCCACCGAAAAAGACCUGGAAGAAUAUCUCAAAUCUCUCAGGUGGUGAGAAGACAUUGUCCUCUUUAGCGUUAGUGUUUGCAUUGCACUACUACAAACCGUCACCACUAUACUUUAUGGAUGAAAUCGAUGCAGCUCUUGAUUUUAAAAAUAUCUCCAUUGUAGCACAUUACAUAAAGGAGCGCACCAAAAACGCCCAAUUCAUCAUUAUAUCCCUACGAUCCAAUAUGUUCGAACUAUCCGAUUAUAUUGUAGGAAUAUAUAAAGUAAAGGACUGUACAGAUUCUGUUACUAUCAAGAAUGUGCCGCCACCAUUGCCACUCACACAAAUACAAACACAAUCCCAAUCCCUACCGAUAGACAAAAAUUCUCUGUUUGACAAACUUAAGGAGAAAGUUAGCGAAUCGCAAGAUAUAGCAUUAACACCAGCAGAGGAGAAUUCAGAAAAUGCGCCCCCUUUACAUAAUCGCGACACAUUAUUUGUCCCAAACUCACAAGGACGAGACACCACAUUUGAACCAAAUUGCGAGAGUACUGCCCUGUCGCAGGUGUUACAAAAGGAUCUUGGUAACGAUUCCAGGCGCAAAACAGUAGACUCAAAUGUCAAUAGUAGUAUUAAUGAUUCCUUCUUUAAAAAACCUCUACCGCCCUCACAAAAGGCGAACACAUAGGCUGCACCACAGAUAUAUAUUUUUUUACUAUUUAUUGCAUGCUAAAACUUCAAAUUUCCGCAGUGAGCUAAUUUAUGAAGUGAUCUGUUAAAUACACAUGAAUUACCGUAAAUGUUAAAAAAAAAUUAAGUAAUAUUACAAAUAUUUGGUUCUAUAUCAUUACUUUUGGUUAAAAAGCAAACUGAAAAACAUGUUUAUCUAUUCUGAUUCUUUGAACGUAUUUCUUUUUUAAACAAAUAUUUGUUAGAAACAUCUUUUUUAAUAAUAAAUAAAAAUUGUAGUGAAACAUCAGAAUAUGAAACAGGGUUUCUUGAAUAACUUUCAUCCUUAGCUAGCUGAUAAUUUAUAUUGUAGUUGAUUACAAGUGAACACGGUUUGGUGUAAUUAAACUCCAUUUCUAUACAAAUCCAAAUAUAAAUCAAACAAACUUUA